Messenger RNA from Cladocopium goreaui, 1773 nucleotides. The record is from the annotation of a GenBank genome assembly. NCBI's taxonomy places the organism in Eukaryota, Dinophyceae, Suessiales, Symbiodiniaceae.
AUGACCGAUGUUUUGUUGGAGGAAGGUGGCAUGUGUGGCUCCAUCUUGAGGAGCAUGAAGAUUCCAUGCAAUGACACAGGUAGCGUCGAUUGGCACUACUUGCACCCUUGUGCUCUCCUGCAUGCAUUCUCAAAGAGGCGUCCAGAAUUUGGGGAUUUGCUGCGCAAUGCAGAGACACACAGGAUUUGUGUUUACAUGGAUGAAAUCACGCCCGGUAAUGUGCUUCGACCCGAUCAUGGAAAAAGCGGAAAAUUGGAAGCCGUGCUGUCGGACGAAAAAUCCAUCACGGCACUUUGGUCACUUCGAGGUGUUUUUUCCAAAAAAUACCAGCAGUUACCGAAAAAGUUCUUUGAGGAACGUGUGAAUUGGGAGGACAACACGGUUCUAAAAGCAUUUGCUGGUGAAACUUUGCUUGUUGUGGACACGCUGGUCCUCUUCAAUGAAAUUGUUUUGAAACCUUUGGGGAUCCUGCAAGAUCAUCGAGAGAGCCUGGAACUUGCGUCAGACAUCCUGGGUAUUUUGUCACUUGGUGCUGCAGCCAAUCAAUUUCAAAGGGAACUUAAAAGAAAAAUUGCACGACACAAUGAAUUGUUUGAACAACUCUACAGUGAAUGUGCAAAGCCAAAGUUCCAUUGGCUUUUCCAUGUGCCAGAAAACAUUGAAAGGAUUGGUCGGAGUCUUGCUUGCUUCAACCCAGAGAGAAAACACCGAUGUGCAAAGACUGUGGCUGCCUUUGUGCACAACGAGUUUCUGCAGGUCAAUAUGGCCAUGCGCAUUGGAAAUGAGUGUUUGCAAAGUUUCAGCGAUUACAAGAUCUGUCAAGAGACUUUCCUGGAAGGACAAGGAAAGGAUGCUUCGCAGUGGGACGAUAUGUUGGGGCAGAAGUUGGGCAAGAAGGUUUCAGUUAAGGUUGGCGAUGCCUUGAUGCUUACUGAAGAUGAAAUUGCAGAAAACCAUUGCUGCACCUGCAGCAAGCCUGUUGAUGUGGAGAACAGUUUGGUCAUUAUUCGGGCCAAUGUCAAAGGUGUGGAGGUUCGCAGGUGCCGCAGCUGCCACAAUGUCAGGAGUGCCAUCAAUCGCAUGACCAAGAACCAUGGAACUUUGGUUAAGGAUUUCUUCAAAGUGACUGGUGACAGGCUGGAGGCUUUCUACAAAGAGCAUGGACAUUUACGAGGUGAAGACCUUCGCUCCAAGGUUGAGGAGGUGGUUACAGAUUGGAAGACUCAAACAACACGUUUUGAGUUCAAUCAGGAUGCGGAGUACUUGGAUGAAGAUGACAUCAAGAAAAGGUAUGAACACAAGCCUGAGGAUGCAAUCGAACAUGGCACCACAGAGAAACGCAAGGGCCAAAUGGCUUUGAAAAACGACGAGCCAGAGCCACCCCAAAAAAAGCCAAAGGCCAAAGCCAAAUGCAAAGCAAAGAAGGAAGGAACGGAUGAAUCCCAAGGAAAUGAAGAACCAAAGAUGAAAGCUGGUGACAAGAAGAAGUUGAGCAAAAAGCUGGAGGCUGUUAUUACCAAGGCUGCCCUUCUCAAGGAGCACCUUGCAAAAGCAGCAACGUUUGGAGACAUGAUUCCAAAGUAUGUGUUGGAAGCUGGCCAGAAGGGAUUAGCGGACAUGGAGGAGACCAACAAAAAGGCAGAGGAGUUGCUGGCUUCUGGUAAGGGGGAACCCCAGCCAGUGAUUGAUGGCAUUGAGAAACACAUUGAGGCAGUCAAUGAGGCGACUCUGCGCAUCAAAGCCCAAAUGGAUUCUGCAGCUGCCUUCAAGUGA